Molecule: messenger RNA, 1629 nt
Organism: Hypomesus transpacificus
Lineage: Eukaryota; Metazoa; Chordata; Actinopteri; Osmeriformes; Osmeridae
Product: developmental and secondary metabolism regulator veA-like
Exons: 7
Coding region: 359-1447 (362 amino acids)
Source: RefSeq, a predicted model, not a curated record
ACAGUAUAGGGUAUGUGGAUAGUUGGCCUAUCAAAAAUAUAGCUAGUAACUUGACAAACUAUGUUUAUUAGUAUCAUGCUAAUUACAGUAGCAGAUUUAUUAUUUGUACAAACCAAUAAGACAUGGUCAGUUUUCCUUCUAAAGGAUUGUCCUAACUUAGCCAGUGUAACAGUCUGUGUCUUAGUACAUUGUGCAUAUACAGUAACAUACAUACAAUAUGAUUGAUAUGUGCAUAUUACUUGAUGUGUUUUCUAUCAGUCUUGUGGCUAGGUCCAAUCAAACUUUUCUCUCUGUCUUCAGCAUAUCAGAGUGGUCACCAAACCUGCACCAACCCAUCACCCCGUCUUAAUUGGUUAAGAUGUAUUUGUUAAUAGAAUUUAUUAAAAGCAAGGAUGUAAAUAUUGUGCCAGCGGAGUGGUAUUCAGAUGGUGAGACCUUUUGGCCUAGUUACACUAAAGAUGAACGUGUAAAUGCUGCAAUAAGUAACCGGGAGAGCCCUGGAGAAGACUGGAAGAAAUUCGAUGUGAGAGUCUAUGCAAAAGCUGAUCUAGAGUCCGAAGCUGAGAUGGAUAGAGGAAGGGGGAAGCGCAAAAAGAAGCAAAGACGGUAUGGAGAAUUUGACUGGGAGAGUGAUUAUGAAGCUACCCCAGAAAAGACACAGGGACCUCGCCCUCAGCAUCGACCUCGGCUAGGGUCAAUACCUGUUGCUCCUCCAGUGCCAGGUCCAAUGUCAUCCUUCCUGCCACCUUCUCCUCAACCUCUAAGCUCAAUUUCCAUCUCUUUUCCUGCACCUUCUCCUCAACCUCUAAGCUCCAGUCCCAUCUCUCCCUUGAGAGCACCAUCUCCUCGACCUCCAAGUUCUCGACAGACUUAUUUUAAACCAAUCUACAGAGUGGGGAAGUCCGGAAGAGAUCAAAUCCCUUGCACUGUUGCUGAACUACACAUAUUAACACUGCUGGAACAAAUAAAGCAUCAGCAGUCACAACUUACUGCAGUAGUCAACAGCCUAGCUGGGAGGAUGGAGAACAGUGUGUCCCAACCAGAGAUGCCAGAGACCUUACAUUUCCCACUGAGCAGUCUUGGAGAGGUGACUGAACUUGAACAUUGGCUUCAAGAUGAAACAAAUGCCAGGCUCAAACAGAACAUGAUUUCUGCUCUAGCAGCUAUUGGUGGACAUGAUGCAAAAAGAGUAACGUGGAACAUUCUGGCACACAUUUUUUCUAACUCUGUUGCUAAGAAGAUUAACUGGAAAGGGGUGAACGGAAAAAUAUCUUUUAGCCAGAUGACAACAAAGGCUGUGCUCCUACGUGCUGUACGUAAGUGUCAUGUCUCACAAACGGCAUCUGAUGACGACAUUUCAAGGCACGCCAUCAGAUGGUUCACUCUGGCCUCUGACCGUGGAGGUGGUCGUAAAGAACGUGCCAUGGCUGCAAGACCAGAACACUAAUGAGGACUAUUUGUCAUUUUUGUGUCAUCUGUGAAAAGUGUGUAAUUUAUUUGAUCAAUUUUUAUCAAUGUCUAACUUAUUAAUGUUGACUGCCACUAUUUAGAUUUUAAUUGUACUUUACUUCUUGGGUUAAACACUGUACAAAUUGAUUCACACUUGAAUUUAAAAUAUAUAAUGUUUCA